Molecule: messenger RNA, 462 nt
Organism: Solanum stenotomum
Lineage: Eukaryota; Viridiplantae; Streptophyta; Magnoliopsida; Solanales; Solanaceae
Product: 60S ribosomal protein L29-2-like
Exons: 3
Coding region: 115-294 (59 amino acids)
Biological process (GO): cytoplasmic translation
Cellular component (GO): ribosome; cytosolic large ribosomal subunit
Molecular function (GO): structural constituent of ribosome
Source: RefSeq, a predicted model, not a curated record
UUUCACAUAGCUUUAGGGUUUCAAACCCAUAAGAACCCUAAUUCAUUCUCCUCUUUCACUUUCUUCCUCACUGGUAAAAUCCCUAAUCGCCGGCAACAGUCACUUUGAGAAGAAAUGGCCAAGUCGAAGAAUCACACAGCUCAUAAUCAGUCCUACAAAGCACACAGGAAUGGAAUCAAGAAACCCAGAAAGCAUCGUCAUAGUUCCACCAAAGGGAUGGAUCCCAAGUUUUUGAGGAACCAGAGGUAUGCUAGGAAGCACAACCCGAAGACUGUUGAAUCUGCUGAAAAGUAAAUGAAUUGUUAUAGUAAUGAGCUAUUCAUUAUGACAGGCAAUCUUUGAGUUUGUUGAAAGCUUUGUUUGAUGUUUUGGUAUUUGUAGUGGAUGCUUGAGUUAGUAUGCAACCUUGUUUUGACUAUUAAUCUUUUACUCUUUCAAUGGAAACAGUUUACAUUAACGCCA